Messenger RNA from Centruroides sculpturatus (bark scorpion), 709 nucleotides. Its product is annotated as glutamate receptor ionotropic, kainate 1-like. Lineage: Eukaryota; Metazoa; Arthropoda; Arachnida; Scorpiones; Buthidae. Bases 92 to 709 code for a protein of 205 amino acids. The transcript has 3 exons. The record is from RefSeq and is a predicted model, not a curated record.
GACUCUGCUGCUUCUCCUUCCAGUCCUUUGUUGAGUUACAGGUAUCUUUUAAAUUAACAGCAGACGUUGAGGUUAAUGUUACUAAGGUAGCAUGGCCCAGGAACAUUUAAGGACGAUAAAACAGCUUGUUGCUACUCUAUGCCUUUUCAAUAUCAUCAAGUUUAAGGUAUGCACUCUCCCUGAUGUUAUAAGAAUAGGUGCUUUAUUCGAAAAUGAUGACGAUAUUUUGGAAAGAGCGUUUCGACACGCUGUAAGCAAAAUAAACGAGGAAAGUCAAAUUCUAACUCAUACUAAAUUGGAAGCUCAUAUUGAAAGAAUAAAAAGACACGAUAGUUUUCAAGCAUCUCGCAAAGUUUGUGAAUUAUUAAACCAAGGAAUGGCUGCCAUUUUCGGUCCUCAAUCUAGUGAAAGCAGUUCAGCCAUUCAAUCCACAUGCAGUGUACUGGAAGUCCCUCAUAUCCAGUACAGAUGGGAUUACAGAUCUCCUAGGAACAACCAAACUGUCAAUCUCUAUCCUCAUCCAGAUGCCAUCGGAGUGGCGUACAGAGACUUCAUUUUAGAAAAGAACUGGAAAACUCUGGCAAUUCUUUAUGAAGAUAGUGAUGGUAAUUUAUCUAGUUUUUUUCUUCUUUAUAAUUCUGCUUUAAGACCUUUUUUUUCUUUUUUUCUUUCUUUCAAUUUGAAUGUAAAUAGGAUUUCUAUGUCUUAA